This is a messenger RNA of Linum trigynum, 1180 nucleotides long. NCBI's taxonomy places the organism in Eukaryota, Viridiplantae, Streptophyta, Magnoliopsida, Malpighiales, Linaceae. The record is from the annotation of a GenBank genome assembly.
UCAAAAAAAAUCUACAUAUCCUACUAGACAAUACUUCACGAACUUAUCACAUAUUCGAUUUCUAACCUUGUUCUUAAUGUAGCUCAAAGUAGAAAAGACUCUUUCAACACUUGCCGUGUAACCAUAAAAUCAAUUCAAAAUUAAGGGUGGCGUGUACGUAGUUUAAUUAUUAGGUAUUGAAAAUAGUUGGGGAUAAAGAAAUAGUGUUUUACUGUUGCAUGAUGUUUAAAAUAGAAUAACAAAUGAGUAGCAACAUAAUUAGAAUAUUUUUGAUAAUAGUAGUGUCCUAGGUCGGAAUAACACGGACUACCGCUUAUAUUUUGUUAAUCAUAAACAAACUAUUAUCGAGGGUAGGAUAAUCAAUUUUUCAAAUGUUAGGGUGUGCCGGAUUACCAAUUAUAUUUUGUAUACCCAUACGAAAUUACUACCGGAGGUUGGAUAAUCAUUUUCCCAAAUUUUAGGGGUGUCCCGGGACACCCCUAGAGGCCCAUGUAUCCGCCCCUGAGUGCUAGUGGUACGCUACCAGUACUAGUGGUACGCUACUAGUGCUAGUGGUACGGUACCAUUACCACUUGUAGCGGUACCAUUAGCAGUACCAGUACCACUGGUAGCGGUACCAUUGCCACUGGUAGCGUACCACUAGAGACUAGCACAAAAAAAAUCAGAUCUGAAAUAUAAAAAAUCACAGAUCUGAAAAAAAAAUCAGGGAUGAUGAAAGGGGGAGGCAGGGGAGAGGCAGUGACCUCGUGGCGAUGGUGGUGGUGGGAGACAGAGGGCGGCGGGAGGGUUGCGACGACGGUGGUGGUGGGAGGAGGAGGCCGCGAUGGUUGCGGGGCGAGAGACGUGACAGUGCUGGGAGGCGGAGGGCGCGACGACGGGAGGGCUGCAGCAGUGAUGAGAGGCGGAGGGCGUGGCGGGUCGGCAAGACGGCUGCGACGACGGUGGUGCUAGCCGAUAGAGAGAGAGGGAAGAGAUGGGAGGAAGAAGAAGAAUAGGAAGAAGAAAGAUGGCGUGAGAGAGAGAGAGAGAGGGGAAAGAGAGAAUGUAGGGUUUUAGGUAUUAAUAGGGGUAAUAAUCUAGUGUGGUCAAUUUUAUUCGUCCAAAAAUACUCUUAAUCCAAUCCGUACCAUUGAUUUGAAAAAAAAAGAGACAAGAGAGAGAAUGAAUCCUAUGGUUAUAA